AUGGCCGCCCUCCGCAACAUUCGCUCACGACAAGAGGUAAACAAGUUUUGCUCCAUUGGAUCCGACUUGCUAAGCGGUCCUCCUUGCCUCUCCUUUAAGAGGUGGGAGGCAGCACUCGAGACGCUGGAAAAGGCCAAGCAUGACACUGCCAUCUUGCCUACUGUGGCAUCCUUGUCGGUUCAUUCCGCGUGUGAGUCUGUGCGCCACUACCACAAUAUUUACUAUAAAUGUGUGCAACUGACGGUGAUUCCUCUUAGUCGUUGGCGACAGUGGCGUGAAGGGCUGUGCUUUUUCAUGGGUGAUUCAUCCAGUGCCGAGGCAGGACCCCUCGCCACGCUGUGUCGUCAAUUGUUUGUAUCGCAACAAGAAUGCUACGCUGUCGCUUUCUGGGGAUGCUGGCGAAGUGUUGGCGCCCGCCUGGAGUCGCAUCUGGCGUCUCUCGCCGCCGACACGGCAUCCGAGGUGGAUGACGGUGUAAGUGGUGUGUAUGGCAGUGGGGGGCCCUUGUUGGAGGAGGAGGAAAAAGGCAGCACCGAGGACGUUGAUUUGUCCCUCGUUCGUCUCAGACGCCGCUGCUUCUCUGCACUUUACGAAUUCCAACGUCUUGCUCACGACGCCGCACACCUCUUUGACUCUUACGCAAUGGUUGGUAGAAGCGAACGUCAGUGGCUUACCGACACCUUCCUGCUGGAGCAGGAUGAAAAGGCAGCGGAGGCUCUUGUGCGACGCAGUUUCAAACGAGAUUUUGGCGUUCCUUCGAUUGAUCUCGAGGGCGGAGGGCUCCUUGACGAGUACCACUCCUUUGAGGUAAACGAAGGGAAGACAAGAACGCUGGAGAAGAAGGCUCAGGAUACACUCAAAGGGGUGUGGUGUCGCAAAGCUCUUGAUUUGUUUGAGUACGAGAUGAAGCGACACAGGGGGGGAACAUCGGACGCAGACCUCUACGAUGCUGCCGGAAACAAGUUAUGUGACCUUCUUUUCCGAUGCCUGCACGAAAAAGAGGGUAGACCGGAUUUGGCUUUUGCCCUCACAAUGCGCCGCAUAUUGGAUAAUGAGCCUUUUCCCGCGACGGUGGAUCUUGCACGUGUAGGAGUUGCCCUUCGUCUGUUUCUUCAAUGGUUUGAAAAAUACACGCAUAGGCGGCAACAGGGCGAUAUUCCGCUCUUCCUCGAUCCAGACCUUUGGACUUUUGUGCUGGAGCGGCAUACCGAACUCCUGAAGUGGGUGUUGUUUCAUUAUUGCCAUGAUGAAACCGCAGCGGAUGUGAUGAGUGCCUUGAAGGCUGUAAAGGCAGUGUGCUUCUCUGUUCAGCAAUGCCUUGGGGUGUAUCUUACUGCGGUUGCCUCACGGCGUUUGUCUAGUGAUGUAAAACAACAGUUGGAGGGGGAAGCAAAAAAAAAAGUGUGUGAUUGGGUGCAAUAUACCGCCGUGAACACCUUCCUUAGCGGCAUUCAACACCUCUGCUGUGAGGCAGCCGCAGGGACAACUGCAGCGACUGCUAGUACUCCUAUGUGUGCCCUCACCCCAGCUCUUCUUGCAGUACAGACUGAUGUUUCAAAGGUACAGUUGUUGCUUCUUUGCGAUGCGGUAUCAUUUGCGAUGGAUGCAAGACGAAUAUUGCUUCCUGCACUGGAGAGAGGCUUUACGCAGAUGCAUCAGCUUGCUGGGGACACCAACACCGCCAUCUUGUCGCAUUGGACAAUGUGUAUGCUCAGCCUGCUGAGUUGUCUUUGCCGUUCACUGUGCCGUUUAAAAGACGGUACUGUGACCGCGGAGGAUUUGGUUCUUGCGCUACAUUCGCACUAUCGAGAAUUGCGGCGGCUGUCGCCAGCCUUUAUGGCUGACCUUGUAACGGAUGCGUGGAUUGAUUUCCUUUUGGGUGAGGGAAGAGGUGCACUUGGCACUCGCCACGUGGGACUUGUUGACCUGGAACAAGGGUGCCAUGCCCACUGUAAUUGUCAUUGUACUGUGGAAGGAACUGGAAAGAAAGCGGGGCAAAAACGGUCACACGGCGAGUAA
This is a messenger RNA of Trypanosoma rangeli, 2019 nucleotides long. RefSeq lists its product as uncharacterized. The transcript has a single exon. The record is from RefSeq and is a predicted model, not a curated record. The coding region runs from base 1 to 2019 and encodes 672 amino acids. Lineage: Eukaryota; Euglenozoa; Kinetoplastea; Trypanosomatida; Trypanosomatidae.